GACCACUUCGCUCCAUCACAUCCCAGAUUUAAUCGUCUCUCUUUCUACACCUGAUCUGUUUUUGCCUCUCUCCCCUUCUCAUCCCAGCAAAAAACCACCGCCACAGACCGCCUCAGUCUAGCAAUUGCCAUUGCCUGCUCCGUCUCUCUCUCUAACUGUGCUUCUCUCAUUCCUAUCCUCUUUUCUACCUUUUCUCCAGCCACCUACCGCCAAUAGUCGCCACCACAGAUCCAGUGAGCAGCGACGACAGUCAGGUCUCUCACUCCCCCUCUCUUUGCUCCUUUCCUUUUCUCUCUCUCUAUCCACUGCCGCUUCUGUCCACUGCCGCUUCUGUCCACUGCCUUUGCCCAGCGAAACACCAUCGGCAGCCCUCCUCCUCACCAGCGACCCUGAGGUCUUUUGUUGUCAACGAAACAUGGCACUAGUGGCAUUGAGAAGUCGAGGUAGGGUUUCUAAGCUUAUUUGUUCGAAUAUUUCGAAUUCUGUCCCUUAUUUAUAUCAAUUGCUCUUGAGAAGUCGUCUGGCAAUGCCUCUUCCGAUGAGAGUACACUCUUUUAGCUCCAUGGAUGGUGGUCCUAUUCCAUUACCAUCUGAGCGAAGAACCACUGAGCAGAUGAUGAAAGAUGGUGAUGGACGAUUAUAUGACAUUGGCCCCCCUCAGGUUCCUCCAGAGCCCAUACCUAAUCGGCCCUUGAGGGGCGAACGUCUUUCGCCUAGAAAGUUCCAACUUAGCGAUCACAAUGAGCAUGGCGGGGGAUACAAAUACGGAUGCGAGAAGUCUUUAACUGCCGCCAAUACCCCCCACCUGAAGAAUUCAAAGAACUAUAACAAUAGACCUUCUAGGAUAGUAGGAACAGGGCACAAAGCUGAUCGGCCUUCCGGUAGUAACCUUUUCCCAUCGGACGAAUUUAGUGAGGAAAAGAUGAAUGGUAAUAAAUCUUCUCUACCUAAAUCCUUUUUUGGCCAGAAGCAGCUGGGUGAUGAUGAUUUUCUUGAAAAAUUCAAGCUAAGAUUUGAUAAAGGGGAAAAUUUCCUUCCAAAUUCAGCGACCCCUCAAAUCCGUCGAGAAGCAGAGGAGGCAAAGCGGGACCACCAAGCAGCACUUGAGCCACCUUUACCACCACCACCACUACAGGAUGCAGAUGAGAUCUUUAAGAAGAUGAAAGAAACUGGUCUCAUUCCCAAUGCCGUGGCAAUGCUUGAUGGCCUCUGCAAGGAUGGGCUGGUCCAAGAAGCCAUGAAACUUUUUGGUUUGAUGCGUGAGAAGGGUACUAUCCCUGAAGUUGUGAUAUACACGGCUGUGGUGGAAGGCUUCAGCAAGGCCCAGAAACUUGACGAUGCCAAGAGGAUUUUCAAGAAAAUGCAAAACAAUGGAAUCAAUCCUAAUGCAUUCAGUUACACAGUCUUGAUCCAGGGGCUCUAUAAAGGUAAUCGGUUGGAGGAGGCCCUUGACUUUUGUGUGGAGAUGCUGGAGGCCAAUCACUCUCCGAACUUGGCUACUUUCACGGGUUUGGUUGAUGGUUUUUGCAGGGAGAAAGGUGUUGAAGAAGCCCGGAACACAAUCACAGCAUUGAGGCAGAAAGGUUUCUUUUUUGAUCAGAAAAAUGUUACAGAGUUUUUGGACAAGAAAGGACCGUUCUCGCCAUUGGUUUGGGAGGCAAUCUUGGGAAAGAAAAGCUCACAGAGAACUUUGUGAAUGAGUCUUAGUUUUGUAAGGUCUUAUUCCUAUCUCUAAUUUGUUUUCUUGGCCUUCUUUACAACAUUCCUGUUUUGUAAAAUUUGGAAGAGACAGAUGAACAUUCAGCUUUGUUUCUUUAUUUUUUUUUGGAAUGCAACUUUGUCUCUCUAUUGAGUAUGAUUAUUUUCGUUGCAAGAGUGAUACAGACAUUUCAAAGGGCA
Messenger RNA from Ilex paraguariensis (yerba mate), 1899 nucleotides. The record is from the annotation of a GenBank genome assembly. Lineage: Eukaryota; Viridiplantae; Streptophyta; Magnoliopsida; Aquifoliales; Aquifoliaceae.